CCGGUUUCUGUAAUUACUUAAACUUCCAGUCCCAAAAUGCUCCGUGCCAGAGAGCAAACAGAGCGGGGAGCUGUAACGUGAGGAGAGAUUUAUAGAAACGCCCUAUAAAGCUUUCUCGGCUGCUCUCUUUUCCUGCCAGCGCGCCGAGGCAUGUAAACACCUGAAUGGUGUUGACGAUGCAAACAUGGCGGCCGGAGGAGAUAAGCCCUUUCAGUCCUUUCAUCGUGUUGGGAGUCUCAUGAGGAGUAAAUCAGAGGGUACUCUUAUUGAUCUGAGUGAGAGCGUCUCAACCAGUGGCAACCUAAAUGGUGGGCAUGUAUCAGGGAGCCAGUUUUUACAGUCAGAGGCAUCACAGUCAUCUCAAUUGCAAAACCCCUUUUGGAACAAGCUGUCGGGAUCAAACCCCUUCCUAGAUGACAUCGUACACACCCACACAGACAAACGCGUUGCCAGCACACCUGCUGUAAAACAAGACAACAAAACACUUUUGGAUGAGAGUAAUGAAGACGCCAUCAGUACGUCGUCCGAUGAAGGAAAUUUGGGCAACUUUUUGGAGAACAAACUCAGAGCUGUCAAUCGAUCUGGGAGAUGGAGGAGCGCCUCGGACAUCCUGGGCGAUCUGGAGAGAAGGGUGCCCAAACGCAACGAGAGUUUCAGACCGCCUGGAGGAGUGCUGAACCCAGAUUUUGAGUGGCUAAAGAAUGACAGAGAGGCCUAUAAGAUGGCCUGGCUGAGCCACAGGCAACUCACCCGCUCCUGCCUGGACUUGAAUGUGAUGAGCCAGAGCCCUGGAUGGGCUCAGACCCAGGCCUCGAACUUUCAGGUAAUCUGCAAGGUCGGCCACGGUGGUGGCUCGGUGCAGUUACCAGAAUCCAAAAUUACCGUCCACGUUCCACAAGGGCACAUUCCUCCCGGAGAGGUGCAGGAAGUUACACUGAAGGCAAUGCUGGACCCUCCACCAGGACUCAACAACAACUACGUGACCACCAUGAGCCCACUUCUGGAGGUUCUCCUAAGCAACAGCAACACUAAGGAGAGCUUGUCCGUAGAUAUGAAACUGUCAGGAGAAGUGAAAAAGGACCGUUCAAGUCAGGAGAUGACCACUGUCUUUGGACUAGUGUCCAACAAAAGAGAAGGGCCGUACCUCAAAACGCACAACUGUUACAUCUAUAAGAACACCAUGCAGAUGAAGCUUCAGGACUUGAAGACGCAUUUUUUCGUGAUCGCGGUUGCAGAAGCUGCUGCCGCUGCCACCUCAGUCUGGGAUUGCCUCGACCGCCAACUAACUGUAGCAGUCUAUGGCCCAAGGUACAUCCAUCCAAAAUUCAAAGUAGUCGUAGUCGUCUGCUGCCACGAGGACGUUCCGCCAAAACUUCCAUUUGCGGAUAUUUGCAGAGGCAACAAAAACCUUCCUCCACUGGUGCUGCAGCUUUGGGGGAAGCAUUGCUUCAAACCCGACAGGCUGAAUGACUUUCAUGUCAGCUUUGGCAUCCAAGGCUCGAUGUUUACAAUCAAACCUGAGGACAAAAUCAAACAAGUGAGACAAAGCCGGCUCAAGAUAGGGACUGUUUUGCAUCUGCCAGUUGCAUUAGCUUGUUCUGGUAGUACAGACAUGGCACCUUUUAACUUAGAUGUACACGUAAAGGACUCAAACUUGAGUUUGACUGCUGCACAUUUCCAGGUGCCCUCCCCCCCUGCAGCGCCCAUCAGAUCCAAGAAUAGGGUGCAAAGACAGAUAGAGAGGAAGAUCGAAACGAUUCCAACCGUGCCCAUUCCGGAAGAAAUUCCUUCCGAUUUACCCAAAUUCAAGGACAGACCGGUGCAGCUGCAGUGGUAUGGAGUUGCCGUGAAGUCGGUUCUCCGUCAGCCACGUGUAGAAUACUUACUGGAGUACUUCAAGGGCGACACGGUGGCCCUCCUUUCCAGAGAGACUGUCAAAUCAGUCGGAAACUCAAAGGUAAAAGAGUGGUAUAUUGGAUUCCUCAGAGGCAGGACAGGCCUGGUCCACUGCAAAAACAUCAAACUCAUAACCAGCGACCAGGUGAUAGACUUCACCGGUGUUCAACUCUCCACAGAGGUCCUGUUGGACAACAUGACACUUCCCUUCAAAAAACUUACCUACAUGUAUUCAGCCAUCCAGACACUGGUGACGGAACAUGUUACCAGUUGGAGACGUUUUGCAGAUGUUUUAGGAUAUGGGAACCAGACUCCGGACACGAUCAAAUGGAGGUAUGCUGAAACUGAAGCUGAUAAGGUGGCCUGCAUUCUGGAGAAGCUGAAGGAGGACUGCCACACGGACAGGUUUAAGAGAAAGUUCCUGCAUGAAUUAAUUGUGGGUCUGCUGAAGAUGGACUCUGUGGCUCUUGUGGCGCAGCUCAUACAGAACACAGUCAUUUUGUCAACUGCUGUGGAGCUUGGAAUCCGAUGGCGGGAGCUUGCUGAGAAGACGGGGAAACUAUCCAGUGCUCAGAUUGAGGGGUAUGAGGCACCACACCGAGGGAAAAAUGGUGAAGUCAGCACCCAAGCCAUGUGGAAGCCUGCCUAUGACUUCUUGUACUCCUGGAGCCUGCAUUAUGGAGAUAGCUACAGGGACAUGAUCCAGGAUCUACACCUGAUCCUAGAUAAAAUGAAAAACCCUGCCACCAGGCAGUGGAGACACCUGACAGGUGCUCUCAUUACGGUGCACUGCCUCGAUAACUUUCGACACUCUGCCUUUCCAAAACCUUAAACCUUAUGCACUUCAUAAAUGACAUAACUGCCAGCACCUGGGAAUGUAAAAAAGCUAAUUUAGUUUUAGUGAGGAGGAAUUUACAUGUUACUUACUGACAUUUUUGUUUGUCCAGCACAUGUUCUCGUGUUAAAAAUCUGUUUUUUAAAAACACUGAAACAUUAAUGAUUAUAUCUGUGAAAUGACAUGUGUCAGUAGAUACUUUAUGUUUUGGUAGAUUUUUGUAUUUCAUGUAUUUAAAAAGGUCAGCAGUACCCAGCUGCUAUCCUGGAUACCGGCAAAAACCAUCCAGUGAAUAAACUUAUAUCUCAAUCUUUCAUUCACCUUAAAUGAUGAACUAUGCCAUACUAUACUAUACUAUACUAUACUAUACUAUACUAUACUAUAUAAGUCUCAGGUUUGUCAUUUGUUUUUAAAUCUGAGUCAAAAUGAUCUUUAUGGCUUCUGUGAAUGUGGUAUUGUUUAAAAAAUGAAUUAUCCUGUAACAUUCUGUAAGGUGAAUGAAAAGCUUGGAAUCAGAUAAAUGUGAACAGUGCUGCAGAAAUCCCAAGGGUCGUAUAUUCUUAAUCGUGUGUCAAAGUUUGUAUGCUGAAAAGAAACAUGUUCUACCAAAGUCAGUUGAAUGAAAGCGGUACGUAAAAGGGGCUGUAAACCAUGUGUCAUAAACCUUUGUUUGUUUUAAUACUAAUGCUAUUUUUAUAUGAUGACGUUUUAGAUAUUCAAAAUGCAAAUGAUUUAUUAAAGUGCACAAUGCAAUGUUGUGUUAUUAUUUAUCAAAACCUUACAUUACAUACAGUUGAAUCAC
Menidia menidia (Atlantic silverside) is the source of this 3533-nucleotide messenger RNA. The record is from the annotation of a GenBank genome assembly. NCBI's taxonomy places the organism in Eukaryota, Metazoa, Chordata, Actinopteri, Atheriniformes, Atherinopsidae.